AUGGCUUCUGUACCGCUGAUAACUGCCACCGACAGCUCAGUCAACAUGCUGUUCGACAAAGACUUUUCUCGAAUGUGGACUGUCAGGCCUUCUUCCCGACUUGCCCAUGCCAGCCAGUUGGAUAUUGAUCAAGUUGCGCAACCCGCAAGACAAACAUCUAUUUUAUGCACGUUAGGUAAAGUCUCCUUGGGAAUCAUUUCAUUCAAGGUGAUUCAUGGAGUUCACCAGAAGGCCUGGAAAGAAUGAUAAAGGCGGGUAUGAACGUCUUGGUCCUCAACAUGAGCAUGACCCCUCGUGAUACAUGCAAAAGGGUCAUACAGGAGGUCCGAAAGAUUGAGGAAUCUCUUAACUUUAAUCCGUGCAUUGCAAUCGCAAUGGAUAUGACUGCGGCUCCAGUGCGUACAGGUCUUUUUGAUGGCGUAAGUUGAUUACCAUAAUGUCCCAAUAUCAGAUGUCUGAUUUGGAAGUAAUUCUAGAGGAAGGUGACAAGGUCGAACUAACUACAGAUGAGACCUACAUGAACAAGUGCACGGCGAAGAAAAUAUUUAUCGACACAAAAUACUUCCCCCAGCUCAUUCACAGUGUGCGCAAAGGAGACAGAAUACAUAUUGAUGACGGGCAAAUUUGUCUGGUAGUUAAAGAUACGGGCUUCGAUUCCAUAAAUUGCCUCAUUGAGGAAGGCGGUAUGUACUUUGUUAUAUUCUUACCUGAUUUAAAGGGUCUAUCGGCGGUUAUAAACGAGUUACACUUCCCCGGGAACGACUUUAUCAGGAUUCUGUCUAUGCCAAUUACAUAAGAGAUUUAGAGUUCGCCGCUGAAUGUGGGGUAAGUUAGUCGUGUUUGAAUUUAGUUCGUGAGGUUGACUUCGUUUUCACAAGUUUGGCAGAGAGCGCGUCCUUCAUUAAAGAUGCACGGGCUCACCUUCCACCAGAAAUGAAAAUUUUCGCCAAAAUCGAGACGCGUGAUGCUUUUAAAAAGUAAGUCAUAUGUUUGGUUUCGUCUCCAUUUCUCUUUCGAAAUCUUUAACAUUGUCUUCCCUCCUGACACAGGGGCCGCUUAUCUAAUCGUUAUAGUUUUUGUCUCUUGUUUUCUAAGAAGACCAAGUGCUCUGCAUUUACAAGUAUUUUUCUUUCCUAAGCCCAGUUAUUGUUUUUUUUAGCCUCGACGAGCUGUUGCUGUACUCAGACGGUAUUAUUAUUCGCCGUGGUGAGCUCGCAACACAAUAUAGUUCCGAGAAAGUUUUUAAGCUGCAAAAGCACAUAAUUGGCCGCUGUAAUGUCGCAGAAAAGCCCGUGUUUGUUACCGACCAAUUGCUUGAGACCAUGCGGAUGAAACCUCGUCCAACGCGCGCCGAAACUUCCGACGUUGCCAAUGCAGUUUUAGACGGCGCUGAUAGUAUUAUUUUGACAGUUGAAACAUCGUGGGGCAAGUACCCCUUCGAGUCCGUGCAAGUCGCUGACCAGGUAUGUCCCUUACUUACCGCUGGUUUUUGAACGCCUGUCUGACAUCCUUUGCAUUCCACUAGUUCUUCCAAUCCUAGUUUUACAACUAUCUUUCGUUUUAUAUCCUCAGGUCGUACAUAGUUCUUGAAAAUACAGUAAAUUCACAAAAUACGCCUUUUCACCCUAGCAUCAUUACUUUCGUCAGCUGUUAACUGACUAUUAGACUUUCGGAAGUGCCGUCAGACGUUACAGUAUGACGCGCUGACCUCGCAGGUGUUAUUCAUUUCAAUGACCUGUUUUCUUAAUGUUCCCUUUUUACGUAGACGUAUUUUUCAAUUUUUCUGUAUUUUCAAGCCUGUUGUGAACUGGAUCUGUUCAUUUACCGCCGAAGCGAAAUUAUUUAAAUUUGUCGGCUUUGUUUUUAAGAUCUGCCGUGAAGCCGAGCGGGCCAUCUUCCAUGAUGCCAUACGUUCAGAACUUAAGAUUUGUCGAGAAUCACGUGCUCAUUGGGCAUAUAGUAUUAAGGACGUGACAGGAAUUUCUGCAGUCGAGGCUGCUGCAAGUUGCAAUGCCAAAGCAAUUCUUGUGAUCACAACGACAGGAGCGUAAGUAUCUUGUAAUUUUAUGGAUAAUUACCUUUUUGGAUACCCAGCGGUCAUAUUUCUAAAGUGCGUGGAAGGGGAGACAAAGAGCGAACGUCAAUCUCAUGUUUUCAACUUGUCUGGUUUUGGUGUUGUUUGGACCACGUGAUCAUCUUUUUGCUUGCACAGCAACCCCUUGAUCUCGCAAGUGAUGAGCAUUCCCCUUUGCACCGAUUUUUUAUCAACCUGCCAACCUUUUAUGUUUGUCUAGGGCAUAAAAGGCAGAGGAAUCGUUGUUGUUUCGGGCCACCGCGUUGACUCGCACGCGUUUUUGCGCUACACGCAUUUGACUGGGAUAACUCAAUGACUUCAAGCUGAUCAAUUUGUCUUCUUUCUGGAUAGACUUCUGGAAUAUAUUCCGUGCCGAAAAUGCCGCUGGUGAAGAUUGUUAGGCGGUUUUUAUGUGGCACGACGGAGUUCUAGCUCGUGGACUGUCUCGAUCUUCAGCCCGGUUUAUGGCAUUUGGUAAUAAUAAAUAAAACAAUAAAGUGAACGUUCCCCUGCCUCGACCCACUUUUGAGGAGACUUUUAAAAAUAAGGUACUUCACUUCUUCCCUCCGAUUAGCUCUCGUUAUUCAACAUAAGUGGCUUUUUUCGUUUUCAGCUCGUUGGACAUGAAGAAUGGGUGUAGUAAAUCUCUUAAAAGAAGCGUUCUGUUCAAUUUUCUUAGUAGCCUGUUUUUCCAAAUUUCAGGGCUCGUUACCUUUGGUCCUGCUUCAAGUACUGCCUUUUGAUGACUUAGGAGACAUUGUAACUUCAAUCUUGAACCAGUCUACUCAUUUUCAGGUGGAGGAAGAUCGAAGUCGAAUUUGUAUGAUUGUACUAGAUAAUGGAAUUUUUAGCUUUUUUCUCCCCCUGACACUUUCGACCCUUGUAAGCAAUUGUCGUUGCGUCCCAGCAGUCAUUUGGGGCAAACAUCGAGAUAUGUAUAAGGAGGUAGCGGUUUAAACCUUAAGUUAAAUCUGAACCAAUACGGUUCUAUCGCCUUUUUCUUGAUCUCGUCAGAUGUAACGAUAAUCACGGUCAAGACAUUCGCCAAAAUAUUGUAUUGUUGCUUAGAAUCAUCAGACGUUUUCGAGAGAAUUGGGGUAGAGCUGCUGAUCUUUAUUUGACUCUUUCAAUAACUGCUGGAAUAAGCUUUUUUACUCUUGGACAAAUUCCGACUUGUGCAACCAAUAUAUUCUGUCCCGCAGAAGCAGGUGAAGGAGUAAAUACACAUAGAGGUGGUCUGAGUUGGUAGUUUGUCCUUGCCCUCUCCGUAUAUGAUGAGACUAAUGGAGAACAGUACACAGGUGUCAGUUGCUGGAACGGUCCGUGAUACAGCCUGAGUUAGGUAUCUUCUUAAAAGUUUCAAUUGGGACGUCCCCGUGAAAUGGGACCCUCAUGAAAAGCCUAUUCUUUCCUGCUGUCAACAUCGGGGUUUUGGUGGUCUUUCGGCCAUGUUCUUAGCAGUAAAUCGAUCAGGAUACCCGUUCUGGCGAAAGACUUUCGAUGAUCUUACUCAAUGCUAUCAACUGAGCAGACUCUUCUCGCCCUUCCUGUCAAACAGCGGACCAAAUUACGUCUAAUGUCUAGCGAUACAAAACUCCCCAAAUGGGUGUAUUGUCCGGAACACGUUUUCUUACGAUAGACGCUACGUCAAAUACUGCCGUCAGGCCUUAUUCUCAGACGCACGUCCAAAAAGGGAAACGAACCGGACCGUUCUUCUUUCCGCGUGAAUUUGAUUGAUGAGUGCGCCUAAUUUAUGUCAUCCAGUAGAACUGAGACGUUACUUUGUUCCGGUGCAAUUGCAGAUAUAUAUCAUCCACGUACAGCCCGUAGUAUCUCAGAUCGUCGAUCUGGUGACGUAGCUGGAAAGCUUCUGGCUUGCUUAUGAAUAUGCUCGCCAAAAGCAGACCAAGGAGCGAGCCCAUAGCUACGCCGUCCAUCUCUCUAUGCAGAGUUUUGUCAAGUAAGAACUGCACGUUCAAGAUAUACCUCAAUAACAAUUCCUUGAGGGCAUUCACUUGCAUUCCUAUAUCCUGCUGACUGUCAGAAAUGACGUCACUGAGGUAGUUGGCCGUUUCUGUUACCGGUAAGUUCGUAAAAAGAGAUGAGACAUCUGACGAAAAUUUAACCAUUUCGUUUAGAUCGAGGUCUUUCACGCCGUUAAUGGAUUCAAAGGUACCUCGAUAGCUAUGUUGCGCUAUUUGAUAUUGCAGAGGCUUAAGUUUCGCCGCUAGUAUGGUACGGCGAGUUCCUCGUAUCGACGAUUGGACAAACUAGUGUGCCAUCUUUGUGGAUCUUCGGCAAGCUGUACAACCGAAGUAUAUGCGUGCACGGGGGUGGAGACGCUCAACGUCGUGUUCGCUUAUCCAACCAUCCGCCUGAAGUCUUUUCAGACAGUCAGCUGUGUUGCAGUCUCAUCUUGAUGAUCCUUCUCCUUUUUUGUUUUUCGAAGUUCUUCCUGAUCCGACAGAACUGACCGUCAUUUUGUAAUGUAGCCUGCGAUGUCCAUCAAAACAACGUCAGUUUCCUUAUUUGGCCUAGUUAUCAGAAUAUCUUUGUUUUGCUGGAGUUGCUUUAACUUCUCCAUAUGUAACUUCGUCAGCAAGCCCCGAUAUUUCUGACCACUGUUCAGGUUUUAAUAAGACCAUUUGAUUAACGUGGGCUUAAGAUGUACGCUCUUUGCCGAAACUGGCCAAAGGUUGUGUGUUUGAUUCAAGAGGUUCUCGAAAUGCGUUCCUAACCCUAGCUGGUUGUACAUCUGGCGAGGACAGAAAGACCUGGGACCCAGGGAUAAGGUUUCGGUCGAUGUUUUAUCGAGAAAUAUGGACGAAUGAUUGUGUACGUACCGACCUCGAUCUUCAGGAAUCUUCGAUUGUGGUCUGCUCUCGUGAGUACUCCGAAGGAGAGAAGUCAUCCUUAUUUCUCCACGUUUAUCCGAAAUGGCUCGCAUAUAAUUCUUGAAUUCCUGUCUGCCGUCAAUAUAAAUGCACAGGCCUUAAGAGAAUUUAUCGGAAGCGGACGUCUUCAAAUUGCCUUUUGAAAUUUCCAAUGGGAAUUUUCGCAACUCUAGAACUUAGGAAUUUUAAAAUUCGGAGGCUACGUGGCAUCCGUUUGUUCAAAGUCCUAUUCUUACUCCUUGUUUCCAAACGCCAUGGUUUCCCUGGUACCGAAACAAGCUGGGUAUUACUUUUUCCUGAACAUGUUUUUGAGAAAAGCAUUCCUUAAACUAAUUACUAGUUCCUUUACGUACAAACGUCAGUGUUUGUGUGCCAAUUUUGUGUUUUACCCCCAUUAAAAGAGAGGGCUGCCAUAACACCAUUUAAAAGUUCUGUUAAAAGUGAGGCGAAAGUCCGACUUCUUCCAGUUUGUACGCGGUUCUUUUGGACACGGCUGUUUCUGCACCUCUGUCCGCCGUCUAGACCGAAAGACUAAAUUUGGGCGUACGUUGACCCGAUUAAAACAUCUGGCAUGGUGUCGAGUACGCCUGUUUGUGAGAUAAAGCCUUUUUGAACACAUUCUAGUGAAGUGCUUAUGCUUAUUCAUGUCACAUCUCCAUGGUAGAUCGGCCGUCUCUAUCUCGGCCUGUAGGCCAUCCUGUUCGGUCGUCGCAAUAACACGGGACGUCAAAGUCGGUCGACUGUGUUAUGCUUACCGGGGCCUUCACCCAUUUGUCUACACAGGUGAGCAUACCAUUCUCAAGUCUUUGACUUCCCAACAUCUGUCGCUUUAAAAAUGGUCCUUGUGCUUCUGAAUUUACCCUGCGGCAAAGGGUUGGGUGAGUUGAUUUUCUCUGGUUUCCUCUCAAAAAACGGAAACAUACAACGAAGUUAGUAGUUUAAAAACGCAGACCCCAUGUUCGUCUUGGGGUACUUUUCUCCACAAUCAUGCUCUAAAUUUGUCUUAAGAAACAUCAGCUCAGAGAUUUAGCUUCAGUAUGGUAAGCCCGAUAUUUGUAUUCUACGGACCACUUGUUGGCAGCUAGUACCUGCUCAGCCAGUAUGGCAAACUACCUAGUAUUGCACAAAGUUCCUUAAAAUGUUCUUUAUCCGAGCUAAAUCGAAAGUGUGUAUCCUUUCUGAAAUGGCGCUCCAAUGAUCUGGGUGCAGCAUAGGACAUCAUCGUCCCAUUUUUCCCCCAGAGCUACAGACUAGGGCCUCCACAGGUGGUCAGCAAAAAAAUGAUACAACGGGCAAACCGACAAAAGCGAGGGCGACUGCUUUAGGCCUGUUAACCGCUGUCUGCCAAUCCUAUUCCCACACUAGUUUGGAUAGCCUGGGGUUGGGACGCGUACCCCUUCACAUUGUACGUUCACUGUCCAGCCGCAGGCUCUUUUGUUCGAGAACAGUUUUGCUGAUGUGGCGCUUCACUGACUUGGAUUCGGGAGGGGACAGGCCCGUUCCGUCUGCUCUGGAGCCAUUACAGGCGGUCACAGCGACAAGCAAGCCACACGGCCGUGGAGUUAGGCCGUGGCCGGCUGACAACGGCUCAUCGGCCAGAAACGACCGUUUUAUUUUCCCUUGUCAUUUUCACCACACAUUCUGCGGACAGUCUUCCAUUACUUUCAGUGACUCCUACAAUAGGCCGUUUAAUAAGAGUGCCGAUUUUUCAUUCAGAACAUCAGGUUCUUUGGUGAAACUUUCUAACCACAUAUUCUUUUUCCCGUAAGAGCCACAAAUUCUAAAGUCUACUUGACUUCCCCUAGUCUUGAUGGUUCCUACUGUGAUCAGUCUAGAGCGAAAGCACAAACAAUACGUUCUUACUGAUAUUGGCGUUUCCGCUGCGUUCUGAGCGUUCCUUGGCUGACAAGUCUGGUGAGGUGAAUUCAGUGUGAAAUCAUUAAUGACCGGGAGUAAUUCUUUGCAGUUUGAUUGGCCGGGGUCACCUACAGCCGUGUUGCACCUCAAGAUGGCCUCAAGCCAAAUGCUGUAAAGUAAGACACUAAUGAGCCUGACUAAAAGCACAGUCAAAGUAGUAUGGCGCAGACAUAUUUAAAGACGACACCAGGUCGACGUCCCAUAGGACUGCGUCAUCUCAUAGUCCAUUGUCAGUAACAACGGAAUAUCGGCAAAUAAGGUCUUCGGGGUUUCUCAUCUGGGCUCGAUGCUUGGAUUGGUUAAAGCCCCCGUUGGGGGCUACACCAUACCUCGCAUUCCUUGUACUUCUCCCUAAAGGACGGAGUGCACAAGUAAACCUACUGACUCGAAUUCUAGGGCAUGUGACCGUUGAAAGUCAAGGACUUGCGCACGUCAAACCGUAUAGUCUAGUCUUAUUAGUCGUAAGUUUACACCAAUAUCUGAGAUCCCUGAAAGUGUAAGUUCUAGUGCUCUCGGUUCUGUAAACGGAACCGCCGCCUGAACGUCUCCACGAAGUACCUGUUACUGCGUUUUCUAUAGAAGUCUAGUUGCUACGUCCUUGUAUGCUUUUAUGAAAGUUGGUCGUAUACGGUCGAAAAGUAACAGCCCGUUAUCCUCAUGUCAGCGUCCUCAGUCCAUCCGGUUAUGUAAAUGUGUGCGUUUGCGCAUUCGUGUACGUAAACUCGAUAAGGCAUCUUCGUUCUAGCAUCCUCAUGUACUUACUAUUUGGUCUUUUAUGUAGUGACUAUCGGAUUCUGGUUCUGCGAAAACAGGUAUUGUUGCAUCUCAAGUAACCACCACUCAUAGCAUGGCUCUUCCGUUGGCCAGUGCUGACUGCAUCGUGGUUAUGUAAGGGUUACGUUUGGCCACUUGUGGUUCACUGGUUCCCUGUUGAUUCCGGUUCUAGGGUAAAACGCCUCCAUAUAUUGAGACGCCUUGGGAUUGGUUUUCGGAGGUAUUCCUCCCGAUGACGCCGGUCCUAAUAAUCACCAAUCCGAUUGCUAGAAGCAGAGCUGUGGUUGACCAAACAGCCAUUUACGUCACGGCUUCACAACUCCUCCUGGUCUGCAGCGGGAGGGGUUUUCACCAGAUUACAUACCAUCAGUGGCAAUUUCUGUCCACCGUACUGAGUUUCUGGGAUGGCCCCUCGGGGUCCGUAGAUUCAACCGUAUUUCUCGAGCUAUAACUCUCCUGCCGGUCAAAAACCCGACUGAGCCGUGCUUCGACGGGCACCGUAAUAAGUCGGCGACUUCGUGUAGGGACCCUUUCGCGUAGUUUCUCUAUCCAGAGACGACAUUCACCACCCAUCCCCUCUAUACCACUAUGAGAUCUCGCGAUCUGGCUGCCUCUGCUCGUGUGGUGAGAGAAAUGUUGAGAAGAUGGAUGGACGUUAUGGGCUUGUAGAAAUCUUUGCUUACUUUUCCUGCUGAGCGUACCAGCAACAUCCUUUCACCUCUCAUUCCUUUAGGCGAGAAACUUGACGACUGGUCUGAAGACAUGGACAUGCGCAUCAACGCCGCCAUGGGGGCCAUUAAGCACCAAAAAAUUGUGGAAGCCGGUGAUAAUGUUGUCAUAGUGACCGGUACCGGUGCAGGCAAGGGCAGCACCAACACAAUGCAGAUAUUUUCCGUUCCGGCGGAAAGGAAGCAACUCAAGGUAGUAAGUUCUACUCAAACCCUGAGAGCGGACGGAAAAGAUGAGGCCGUAUCAGCCAUGGGAGAACCCGGUCUCACCCAAAAGGCUCCUCGAUCACUCUUCAGGUCGAUGGCACAAAGCAACUUUGCCUCUAUCUUCGACUUGCCGCCGCCUCUAUAG
Molecule: messenger RNA, 8739 nt
Organism: Spirometra erinaceieuropaei
Lineage: Eukaryota; Metazoa; Platyhelminthes; Cestoda; Diphyllobothriidea; Diphyllobothriidae
Source: the annotation of a GenBank genome assembly